Molecule: messenger RNA, 1088 nt
Organism: Tricharina praecox
Lineage: Eukaryota; Fungi; Ascomycota; Pezizomycetes; Pezizales; Pyronemataceae
Exons: 1
Coding region: 485-1030 (181 amino acids)
Source: RefSeq, a predicted model, not a curated record
GGUACGGUGCGGUACUAGACGCGCAAGACGAGGCUAACUGUAGGUAGCUCCGCGAAUCGGAAACAGCGUUUCGAAUCAGCAGAGCUUCAUUGCUCAGCUCCUAGUCCAGGAGGAGGGACGAAGGAAACAACGCUCUCGCAACCGCCGCCAUACGAGUGACACCUAGGUUCUCCAUAUGACUCCUCUCCCUCUCCCGAGUCCCAGCGAGCCCGAUCGCUAAGAUUCGACUACGACCAUCACCACCACCGCAACCAUCGUCGCCAUCUACCGUGUCCAGACACGUGCACCCGCCUCGGAUAUAUUACACAUCACCACCACCGUUAUUCAUAUCAUCCAUGACCAUCUCACCGUCACAAAACGGGAACAACAGCACAGCACAGACCCACCCUUAGGCAACGGAGGCGCGGCCCUGGGUUCCAUCUCUCCGUCCAUUUCUCCGGCGCUCCCCUAUGCGAACCAGUCGUGUCACUGUGUGGGGUACGAUAUGACGCACGCGCACGGUCACGCUCUCGCUCGGUGUGUCAACUACCAGGCGAACCAUCGUAACAUAGUACUACGUUCUAGUCACGAACACUGUGCUCCGCCCCGCCUCGUCUCGUCUCGCCCGGGCAGACGGUGUUCCACGAUCCGUAAGUCAAGGCGCCGCUCGCCUUCGAGGUUUCGACACCAGAGACGGAGACACCAGAGACGGAGACGGGGUGCUGCGGUGUUUUGCUCCGUCGGUGCACCUGUGCUGACCCACCUAUUAUGCGCGUACAUACCUAUUACCUAUGGGCCAGCCAGGGUGGAGAUAAGGCGGGCGGGUGGAAUGGAAUCAGACAGGCAGCAGCUACAUAUGAUGCAAACAGCAGAGGCGGACGGGGCCUGGGGAUGUGGAUUGGAUGGGUAUGGGAUGUGGAUGGGAUGUGGAUGGGGAUACCUGCCUGCAACUCGCGUCGGGAAACCUCGCGGACUCGAUAAGAGAUGGGGAUGGCGGAUGGAGAUGUGUUCCGUUCGGAGGGCCGUAGAUGUGCAUAGGUACUCUGGGUAAGUACUGGUACAAUGGCCAGCCCCAUGGGAUGGACCGGUCGAGCUCGAGGGAGUUAUGG